Alternaria alternata is the source of this 1217-nucleotide messenger RNA. RefSeq lists its product as hypothetical. The transcript is spliced from 2 exons. NCBI's taxonomy places the organism in Eukaryota, Fungi, Ascomycota, Dothideomycetes, Pleosporales, Pleosporaceae. The record is from RefSeq and is a predicted model, not a curated record. Gene Ontology annotation, molecular function: RNA binding. Gene Ontology annotation, cellular component: cytoplasm; exon-exon junction complex. Bases 347 to 1078 code for a protein of 243 amino acids. Gene Ontology annotation, biological process: exon-exon junction complex disassembly.
GGGCUGGGUAGACUGUGGAGGGUGAUGUGAAGGUGCUUCGCUGACGGUGUCAAAGGUUGAGGUUCGCCGACAAGAUUCAAGCUCUCGCGUCACGGGGAUUUCCGCUGCGCUCAUUGGUGCGUCGUGCCUUCCGCUUUGACGUGAACUUUACCUCCAACCCCACCACGACAUUCGAUUCACUCUCCACAGCCCAAAGCCUUAACUUUUCGCCUUUGUUGGACGACGCCUGCAACGACUUGGCGACGUCUCACUAGAACGAUUGGUUCGUCUUGGCCUGUCGUGACUACCUAACGUCCUCCGGCGCAUCCUACCUCCAAUCCACCUCACGGCAAGCGCAACCAGCACGAUGCCCUCCGUAGAAACUCCUGCAAUUUCCAAAGCCGGCAUCACCACCUCCGCUACCGGCGAACGUCACAUACCCGCAUCCGUCCGCCCCGACGGCUCCCUGCGCAAAGAGAUUCGCGUUCGCCCAGGCUACCGCCCACCAGAGGAUGUUGAACUUUACAAGAACCGCACCGCCGAGGGUUUCCGCAACAGAGGCAAGGCAGGAGUGCCGGGUGCAGAAGCGGUAAAGAAGGAGGAGAAUCCUAGCACAUCGAGUCCCGCUGCCAACAAGAAUGCCAAACGGAGAGAAGCUAGGAAAAAGGCUGCAGCCGCAGCGGAUGAUGGAAAAGACGAGGGCAAAGGAGCCUCUGCCGACGUGAAGGAAAAGGAAGCGUCGGUGGAGGUCAAGGCGAAGGAGAAUGCGAAGCCUGAGGCGGACAAGGUUGUCGACCCCGAGGUCGAGAAAGAGAAGGAAGCGAAGAAGCUUACGAAGAAGUUAAGACAGGCGCGCGAAUUGAAGGACAAGAAAGACAAGGGCGACAAGCUGCUCCCAGAGCAGUUCGAGAAGGUCAUCAAAAUCAACGAGCCAACUCAGUUGCUCCUCCAGUAUAAGCUAGCGGCCCUGGGACGGCUGCGCAGCAGUGGCGUGGAUAAGCAUCAUAACAAAGGUCUUAAUAUCCAUGGCUUCACACCAAAGGCAUGUCACCCGAACAUACGCCCAUCUCGAUACCAACCGCAGAGAGCUUGGUCAUGAAUCGCAGCGCAUUCUCUCGCUACCGCUCUGUUUGCUACAGGCUGCUACGAGGCAUCGAGGCGAACGAUGCAAAUCAGCCUCCCGAGCUUAUCGUUGGGAAUUGUCGCAGUCCCAGUGUACAUGUACCGUAGAAAAGUAU